Clunio marinus is the source of this 357-nucleotide messenger RNA. Lineage: Eukaryota; Metazoa; Arthropoda; Insecta; Diptera; Chironomidae. The record is from the annotation of a GenBank genome assembly.
AUGAACUCUAACGAUGAACUUUCCGCAUUUACAUAUAUAAAUAGCAUCCAAUUGGUUCAAAUUGAAAACGAAAAAAUUUGUCGUGAUCGUGGAACGCUCGUCUCAAGAAUCGAUUUAUCAGGUUUAUGUGUGUCAUCAAACACAACGACAAAAUCAAUUGCCACGAUGAGACAACAUACAGAACAGAGAACGCCAUCGUCGCGAAUUCGCAACAGUAAUGCUCUCAUAAUUGACUCGCAAGGCAACAGUAUUCCACUUAGCCCAGUUAGCAGCAACACAUCUUCAGGCAGCGAUAACGUGGAACAACACAAGCCAGUUCCAAUGACACCAUCUGUAAAUAAAAACAGACCUACAUAG